Haliotis rubra (blacklip abalone) is the source of this 1851-nucleotide messenger RNA. RefSeq names its product cyclin-dependent kinase 9-like. Gene Ontology annotation, cellular component: nucleus. The record is from RefSeq and is a predicted model, not a curated record. Lineage: Eukaryota; Metazoa; Mollusca; Gastropoda; Lepetellida; Haliotidae. The transcript is spliced from 7 exons. Gene Ontology annotation, molecular function: cyclin-dependent protein serine/threonine kinase activity; ATP binding. Gene Ontology annotation, biological process: protein phosphorylation. Bases 1 to 1674 code for a protein of 557 amino acids.
AUGGCUCAAUCCUCCACGGGGACGACCAGGAUCCCUUUCAUCAAUCAUGCCGGCACGGAUGAGAACGGCACGCUGCGAUUGAAGGCUCACAGGGAGAUCAAUCUCGUAAACAAACGCACGAGAGAACCGCUUGCCUUAUCAACACUCAUCAAUUGCGAUGGUGGGCAACGGAUCCGUGAUGCACUAAACCUCAUAGAUUAUUGGCCCAAGCUUCUCCCGAAGGCCGUCCAAGAUCUGCAAGCAGCCAGGGCCGAACUCAACGAUGAGCCCCAACGUGCCAUCGAUGAAUUGCGGGCGGCAAUGGACGAUCAUCGACCCAACAUCACACGUGGGGACCUAGGAGGCAUAGAGGGAUUCGAUCAGCCCGGCGUGAACGGCACCUUGUACGCCCUGCGUUUAAUAGGCGACGUGUACGUGCGGGUGCCUCUGGAAGACGACUUUAGAGAGCCCAAAUGGUUGAUCAACAUGACCCUCACCACACCUUAUAUCUUGUUCCACAAAGCGGACCACCAGGUAACCAGCAAUGAGUUCGUCACAGACUGGGCAAUCAAGAACCUCGACCCCCAAGCGAAGCCAUCAUCGUCCUGUUCCACAAUAUUGACGUCAACAAGGACGGCGUCAUCACCGAGGAUGUUGAUUUGCCUCUACAUCUUCCACUACUUCGACCAGGACGAAGACAAGUUGAUCACCGAAGCUGAGUUCGUCGUUCAGUGGGUGAAGAUGUCGUUCCCGAUCACAGCUAUCCGAGAAAUCAAAAUCCUGCAACUUCUGAAGAAUGAGAAUGUCGCCAACCCAAUUGAGAUCUGCAGGACAAAAAGCAGUGUCACCCUAGCCGUAUCCCCCUACAACAGAUUCAAGAGCACAUUCUACCUUGUAUUCGAGUUCUGUGAACACGACCUUGCUGGCUUGUUGAGCAAUGCCAAUGUCAAGUUCACCCUGGGGGAGGUCAAGAAGGUCAUGCAGCAGCUCCUCAACGGCCUCUACUUCAUCCACAGCAACAAGAUCCUCCACCGCGACAUGAAGGCAGCCAACAUCCUCAUCACUAAAACCGGCAUCUUGAAGCUGACCGACUUCGGACUUGCCAGAGCCUUCAGCGCCACAAAACCAGGCCAGCCAAACCGGUACACCAACAGGGUGGUGACACUGUGGUACCGGCCCCCGGAACUCCUGCUGGGGGAGAGGAACUAUGGGCCAGCUAUUGAUAUGUGGGGGGCCGGGUGCAUCAUGGCGGAGAUGUGGACUCGGAGUCCGAUCAUGCAGGGAAACACAGAGCAGCAUCAACUGUUGCUGAUUACUCAGCUAUGUGGCUCGAUCUCUCCAGAAGUCUGGCCAGGUGUUGAGAAGCUCGAACUGUACGAUAAACUGGAGCUACCAAAAAGUCAGAAACGGAAGGUAAAGGAGAGGUUGAAGUCGUAUGUGAAGGAUCAAUAUGCCCUUGACCUUUUGGAUAAACUUUUGACCCUUGACCCGUCAAAGAGGAUUGACAGUGAUACGUCUCUGAAUCACGAUUUCUUCUGGAUGGACCCGAUGCCAGCGGAUCUGAUGCCGAUGUUGUCGCGGCAUACAACGUCAAUGUUUGAGUAUCUGGCACCGCCGAGACGCAAGGGUCCGAUUCCACAACCGAUGCCGAAUAAACCAGUGGCCCAGACUCAACAUUUUGAGAGGAUAUUCUGAGAUAAUUGGAAAAGUGUUGUGAGGGUGUAUAUGGAACAAGUCUUGCGAGGGUGUAUAUAGACAAAAUGUUGUCUGGGUGUAUUUGGACCUUUUGAUAUCUGGGGGUGUUUGAAUCAACUGUAUUAUCAAGCCUGGAUCAUUUGUGAUAGGUGGACCAAGUGAUAUCUAGUGAAAGCU